Molecule: messenger RNA, 4260 nt
Organism: Plectropomus leopardus (leopard coralgrouper)
Lineage: Eukaryota; Metazoa; Chordata; Actinopteri; Perciformes; Serranidae
Product: protein bicaudal D homolog 2-like
Biological process (GO): microtubule anchoring at microtubule organizing center; protein localization to organelle; regulation of microtubule cytoskeleton organization
Cellular component (GO): Golgi apparatus; cytosol
Molecular function (GO): dynactin binding; dynein complex binding; cytoskeletal adaptor activity
Source: RefSeq, a predicted model, not a curated record
AGUGCUGAAUCGAAAUCUUCAACAAGUUAUGGCUCGCAUCCAAGUCCACGCAAUGCAUUCUGGUACUUGAAGUCAAUAUGGCAGCUGCAGUACGUUGCCCUUAAGAUGCUGGCAGCACACUUUAAACUACAUUUCCCUUACCACUCAUACCGAUUUGAAUGUCGUGCAAGGGGUAGCUUUUUCCAAUCGAUGAUCUCAACUGAAGUUUCCUCUGUCAGCUUCCCGGAGGAGCUGAGGAAACUCCUUGAUAAUGACAAAAGUAUCGUCUUGGUUGAGCAUCGUUAAAGUCUGCGGCGGGAAAAGGUAAAGGGAACUUAACGCCAUUUAAGUCCCUAACAAUGCGGUUCAAACAAAGCCGGCAGUGAUUCGCGGUCUUGGUGGUUUUCUGCGCUGAUCCCUGUUAGCCAGGGCUGGGUCCCGAUACGGUUGCAAGUCGGCGCCUCACCAAGAUGUCUAUGGACGAGCAGGAAUAUCCCGAAGCGGUACUGGUGACAGAGGCCGGGCCUCAGUGGCUUCGAGUGGAGGUCGAGCGUCUCACCCGGGAGCUCCGUGAGACGACCCAUGAGAAAAUCCAGGCGGCGGAGUACGGGCUGGCGGUGCUGGAGGAGAAACAGCAGCUCAAGCAGCGAUUCGACGAGUUGGAGACGGAAUACGAGACGGUCCGGCAUGAGCUGGAUCAGCUGAAGGAGGCCUUUGGACAAGCUUACUCAGCCCACAGGAAGGUAGCAGCUGAUGGGGAAAGCAGGGAAGAGUCACUGAUCCUGGAGUCUGCCAGUAAGGAGGCUCUGUACCAGCAGAAGGUCCUGGAUCUGCAGAAUGAGCUCCGACAGACCAAAGCCUCCCUCGCCAGUUUGCAAGCUGAAAACGAUCGUCUGUCGUCCAUUGCCCUGGAGAUGAGAGAGAAUUCAGAGCUGGCAGAGCUGCAGCGAAGUCAGCUGCGUGAUGACAUGAGAGAGUGCAAGGUACGGGAGGCUCGUCUGCUGCAGGACUACAGCGAGCUGGAGGAGGAGAACAUCUCUCUUCAGAAACAAGUGUCUGUGCUGAGACAAAACCAGGUGGAAUUUGAAGGUCUAAAGCAUGAGAUCCGCCGUCUGGAGGAGGACUCCCAGUGCCUCCACGGCCAGCAGGAGGAAGCCGUGCGUCUGAGAGAAAUCGCUGAGCGACAGCUGACAGAGGCCUUAGAAACAAUUAAAACAGAAAGGGAACAGAAGGCCUCUCUUCGCAAGGAGCUCUCCCACUAUAUGACUAUCGGCGGCUCUGUGUACAACAGCUCUUUCAAUAUCUCCAUCGACAACCUAAAACUCCAUGAUGAUCCCUCCGCCAUCACCGAGCCCGACAAUGAUGAUCUAAUCAGAGGAUUUGAAAAUGGCCUGGCCAAGGCAGGUGAAGGUGAUGAAGACAACAGAGUUGGUGUGAACAAGAGAGGAGAGGCUUUCAAGCCGGCUCCGAGCUUGGUGGACGACCUGCUGAGUGAGCUCAACAUCUCAGAGAUCCAGAAACUUAAACAGCAGCUUAUGCAGGUGGAGCGUGAAAAAGUGGCCCUGAUCAACUCUCUCCAGGAGAGCCAGAAGCACCUAGAGCAAGCCUACGGGACUGUGUCAGAGCAAAAGGAGACCGUCAACAGGCUGACUGAGAACCUCACAGCAAUGAGGAAACUUCAGGCCAGUAAGGAGCGCCAUUCCGCCCUCGACAGUGAAAAAGACAGGGACAGCCAUGAUGACGGAGACUACUACGAGCUGGACAUCAAUGGCCCUGAGAUUCUGCAGUGUAAAUACACAGUGGCUGUGUCUGAAGCUGGGGAGUUAAGGCAGGAGCUUAAGACCCUGAGAGCACAGUACGAGGAGUGUCGAACCCAGUAUGAAGAUGAGCGAGCACGGCUGGAUAGUGACGUCCAUGAGCUGAGAUCGAAGUUGGCGUCCCUGGAGAAGGUCAGCCAGACAGAUAAAGCAGAGGUGGCCCGUCUGGAGAAGGAGCUCCGUCUGGUCAGCGAGGCUGCAGGAGAAUCACUUGGCAGCCUCAAUGUGGCCCAGGAUGAGCUUAUAGCUUUCAGUGAAGAGCUGGCCAAUCUCUACAACCACGUGUGUAUGUGCAACAAUGAGACUCCAAACCGCGUCAUGCUCGACUACUACAAGGAAGGCAAGGCCAAAGUAAGGAAGGGGCAAGAAGGGAAGGAGCAACAGUCAUCUGUACUUCUUUCUAAUGGGCUGAUCACUGAGACUGAUCCCGGGAAGUCCAGCAGCACUACAGUUAGCCUGGCCUCAGAGCACCGGCCAGAACCCAUGAACGUCUAUAACCUCGUAGCCAUCAUCAGGGACCAGAUCUGCCAUCUGCAGCAAGCAGUGGACCGCACCACAGAGCUGUCACGUCAGAGACUUGCCAAUCUGGAGCUGAGCACAGUAGCAGAUAAGGACCAGGAGGCCUGCAUGGGAGAGAUCCUUAAACUGAAGUCCCUGCUCAGCACCAAGAGGGAACAGAUCGCCACUCUCAGAGCUGUGCUCAAAGCCAACAAGCAGACGGCUGAGGUCGCUCUGGCCAACCUGAAGAGUAAGUAUGACAGCGAGAAGGCCAUGGUGACAGAGACAAUGAUGAAGCUGCGCAAUGAACUGAAGGCUCUGAAAGAGGACGCUGCUACGUUCUCCUCUCUCCGAGCCAUGUUUGCUACAAGGUGUGAUGAGUAUGUCACCCAGCUGGACGACAUGCAGAGGCAGCUGGCUGCUGCUGAGGAUGAGAAGAAGACCCUGAAUUCUCUGUUGCGGAUGGCCAUCCAGCAGAAACUGGCCCUGACCCAGCGCCUGGAGGACCUGGAGUUUGACCAUGAGCAGGCGCGCCGCAACACUGCCACAGCGGCGGCAGGCAAGGGCAAAACAAAGGGCAAAGGAGCGUCCUCCACACAUCAUUAAAUCUGUCAUGCCAAGUGUCCUUAAGGAGCUCCGUAAGAGUGUUUGUGACAGUUGCCAGUCACCUGGUUCCUUCACUUUGUAAUCCUGGUCCAAAUCAUGCCGUUGUUAACACAAGAACAAACAUAUCCAACAGUAUUUGCCAAGGUCCUUGUUUUACAGUGCCAAAACAAGUGUGUAAAAUUCUGUUAAAUAUUUAGACCUCAGAAAGAAAGACUCAUUGCAUCAGCAGUCCUCCCGUCUUCCAACAACACGCUAUUAUUAUUGAACCAGAGGAAGAAUCAAGAUCUGUGUUUUGCUGAUUAUGCAUUGCCUGGGUUCCCCUGACUGCACUUUUUUUUUUACUCAAUUGCUCUAAGGUGAUUCCUCUUUAUUUCUAAAAAUCACACUAAUGGUUUCAAGUAUUAUACAAUGUUUUUACCAGAUGUGCAUGUUUGUCUGCCAGAUUCUUGAUGAUAUUUUCAAGUGAUUCAACAUAUUUAUUUUUUCAUUCACAAAUUGAGAGAUUAUGUGUUAAUUCUUUUAAAACCAGAACUUUAAGCUUACUGGUUAAAAUCCAACAAAAAAGACAAAUACACGUUACUUUUGCCUUAGUUAUUUUCUGUUUGGCCUUAAAUGAACUGCUGACUUUCUGACAGCCCAUAGAAACACUUUCAAGUUUAUCGAUCUUGAUAACCACUUCUUUUAUUUAGCUUAUUAAAAAAGGAUUGCAGUAUAUUAUAUAUUAUUUUUACUAUAUGAUCCUGUGAACAUGGUGCUUCAGUUUCAGGGUCUUUCUACAUUUUUGGUUCCUCCUGUGUGAACAUGGUAGAGCUGUUACAAAUUCAAGUAUGUUUGUUAUGACUAAGGAAGAGUAUUAAUGCAAAGCUUAUUUAAAGAUUUCUAAGUUAAGGUCAGAUGUUAAUAGUAAUCGUAAACUUAAUUCGUGAAGGAGAGCUUUUAAUGUAAUUGUUUUAAUACAACUGUUUUGUAAACCUUUUGAGUCCUAAAUUCUGCAAACAAAUGCCUGCAGUGCCAUUUUGUGUUUUGUUUAAACAAGUGCAAUUUGCAAACAUGGAGAGAAGAGAAAAACAACUAAAUGUUUAUGCUAUGUAAAGAUAUUUUACACAUUGUUGCUCACAUACUUGGUCCUAAUUGUUUUUCUAUGUUUUUACUUUAACUGCAACUGUAUUUAUUUGAAACUGUUCAGACUACAGGAUGUCUACAUCCUUUUUGUUUCUUAAGGUAGUUGGAGUGGAGGUGACUGGCCAGAGUAUCGAUAAGACUGAACUUGAGGUAAAAACCUAGCAAAAUUUCCUGACUGCGGGCUACUGUCUCUAACAGUUACUGCUGGUGAAGAAAUAAAUCUAACUUUCACAAAGGG